GGCCUCGGCCUGGACAACCUGGGCGGCCUGCAGCAAAGCAAGGCUGGAACUGGGCCCCUGGGAGGAGCGGUGCAAGGCAAUGGCCGGUGGCGGGACUCGAACCCGUGCAGCCUGGUGGAGGUUCCGGGCCCCUUGAAGUGCAGCCCGGCAAGAAGGACCUGAGCUCCUGCACCCGGAGGCGCAGGCCAGACAUGCAGCCGCCACGUCUGCGUCUGCGGGCGCUCCCCUCGCCACUGUGGCCGUUGCUGCUACUGCUGCUGCUGCAGCUGGCAGGGGGCGCCUGGGCGGCUGCCCCCAGGGCGGGUAAAGGCCUCCGACCUGCCUUCCGCACCUUCACAGCCAGUGACUGGGGCCUCACCCACCUGGUGGUACACGAGCAGACGGGCGAGGUAUAUGUGGGCGCCGUGAACCGCAUCUACAAGCUGUCUGGGAAUCUUACACUGCUGCGUGCCCAUGUGACUGGGCCGGUGGAGGACAACGAGAAGUGCUACCCGCCGCCCAGCGUGCAGUCCUGUCCCCACGGCCUGGAGAGCACCGACAACGUCAACAAACUCCUGCUGCUGGACUAUGCCGCCAAUCGCCUGCUGGCCUGUGGCAGUGCCUCGCAGGGCAUCUGCCAGUUCCUGCGACUCGAUGACCUCUUCAAGCUGGGUGAACCACACCACCGCAAGGAGCACUAUCUAUCCAGUGUGCGGGAAGCGGGCAGCAUGGCGGGGGUGCUGAUCCCCGGACCCCCAGGCCAGGGCCAAGCUAAACUCUUCGUGGGCACUCCCAUCGACGGCAAAUCCGAGUACUUCCCCACGCUGUCCAGCCGCCGUCUCAUGGCCAACGAGGAGGACGCCGACAUGUUCGGCUUCGUGUACCAGGACGAGUUUGUGUCAUCGCAGCUCAAGAUCCCUUCGGACACGCUGUCCAAGUUCCCCGCCUUUGACAUCUAUUACGUGUACAGCUUCCGCAGCGAGCAGUUUGUUUACUACCUCACUCUGCAGCUGGACACUCAGCUGACCUCCCCCGAUGCCGCUGGCGAGCACUUCUUCACGUCUAAGAUUGUGCGGCUCUGCGUAGAUGACCCUAAGUUCUACUCGUAUGUCGAGUUCCCCAUCGGCUGCGAGCAGGCCGGCGUGGAGUACCGCCUGGUGCAGGAUGCCUACUUGAGCCGGCCAGGCCGGACCCUGGCUCGCCAGCUGGGCCUGGCCGAGAACGAGGACGUACUGUUCACCGUCUUCGCCCAGGGCCAGAAGAACCGGGUGAAGCCACCCCGGGAGUCGGUUCUGUGUCUCUUCACGCUGCGUGCCAUCAAGGAGAAGAUCAAGGAGCGUAUCCAGUCUUGCUACCGUGGAGAGGGCAAGCUCUCUCUGCCCUGGCUACUCAAUAAGGAGCUGGGCUGUAUUAACUCGCCCCUGCAGAUCGACGAUGACUUCUGCGGGCAGGACUUCAACCAGCCGCUGGGGGGCACGGUCCCCAUCGAGGGCACGCCGCUGUUCGUGGACAGGGAGGACGGGCUGAGCGCCGUGGCUGCCUACGCCUAUCGGGGUCGCACUGUGGUCUUCGCCGGCACACGAAGUGGCCGCAUCCGCAAGAUCCUGGUGGACUUGGCGAGCCCCGGCGGCAAGCCAGCCCUGGCCUAUGAGAGUGUGGUGGCUCAGGAGGGCAACCCCAUCCUGCGUGACCUGGUCCUCAGUCCUGAUCGCCAGUACCUGUACGCCAUGACAGAGAAGCAGGUGACACAGGUACCUGUGGAGAGCUGUGUGCAGUAUCCUUCUUGUGAGCUGUGCCUGGGGUCCCGGGACCCUCACUGUGGCUGGUGUGUCCUGCACAGCAUCUGCUCACGGCAGGAUGCGUGUGAAAGGGCGGAUGAGCCCCAGCGCUUCGCCUCCAACCUGCAGCAGUGUGUCCAGCUAACCGUGCAGCCACGCAAUGUCUCGGUUACCAUGUCCCAGGUCCCGCUUGUGCUGCAGGCCUGGAACGUUCCUGACCUUUCAGCCGGCAUCAACUGCUCCUUCGAGGACUUCACAGAAUCAGAGGGCAUCCUGGAGGGUGGACAGAUCCACUGCCGAUCCCCCACAGCCCGAGACGUGGCGCCCAUCACGCGGGGUCAGGGGGACCAGCGGGUGGUGAAGCUCUACCUGAAGUCCAAGGAGACGGGCAAGAAGUUUGCAUCUGUGGACUUUGUCUUUUACAACUGCAGUGUUCACCAGGCCUGCCUGUCUUGUGUCAAUGGCUCCUUCCCUUGUCACUGGUGCAAGUACCGCCACGUAUGCACACAUAACGCUGCUGACUGUGCCUUCCUGGAGGGCCGUGUCAACGUGUCCGAAGACUGCCCGCAGAUCCUGCCCUCCACGCAGAUCUAUGUGCCCGUGGGUGUGGUGAAGCCCAUCACACUGGCCGCCCGGAAUCUGCCACAGCCACAGUCAGGCCAGCGUGGCUACGAAUGUGUGUUCCACAUCCCCGGUGGCCCAGCCCGUGUCACUGCCCUGCGCUUUAACAGCUCCAGCCUGCAGUGCCAAAACUCCUCGUACUCCUAUGAGGGCAACGACAUCAGCGACCUGCCAGUGAACCUGUCAGUGGUGUGGAACGGCAACUUUGUCAUCGACAACCCGCAGAACAUUCAAGCUCACCUCUACAAGUGCCCAGCCCUGCGGGAGAGCUGUGGCCUAUGUCUCAAGGCCGACCCACGCUUUGAGUGUGGCUGGUGUGUGGCCGAGCGCCGCUGCUCCCUGCGACCCCACUGCCCUAUGGAUCCUCCGACCACCUGGAUGCAUGCCCGCCAUGGUAGCAGCCGCUGCACAGACCCCAAGAUCCAUAAGCUGUUUCCCGAGACGGGCCCCAGGCAGGGUGGCACCCGGCUUACCAUCACUGGAGAGAACCUGGGCCUGCGUUUUGAGGAUGUGCGUCUGGGCGUGCGCGUGGGCAAAGUGCUGUGCAACCCAGUGGAGAACGAGUACAUCAGUGCCGAGCAGAUCGUCUGUGAGAUCGGGGAUGCCAGCACUGUGAGGUCUCAUGAUGCCCUGGUGGAAGUGUGCGUACGGGACUGCUCACCCCACUAUCGGGCCCUGUCACCCAAGCGCUUCACCUUUGUGACACCAACCUUUUACCGCGUGAGCCCCGCUCGUGGGCCUCUGUCGGGGGGCACCUGGAUAGGCAUCGAGGGCAGCCACCUGAAUGCCGGGAGUGACGUGGCUGUGUCAAUCGGCGGCCGGCCCUGCACCUUCUCCUGGAGGAACUCCAGGGAAAUCCGCUGCCUGACACCCCCCGGCCAGAACCCCGGCAGUGCCCCCAUUGUUAUCAACAUCAACAGGGCUGAGCUCACCAACCCUGAGGUGAAGUACAACUACACCGAGGACCCCACUAUCCUCAAGAUCGACCCCGAGUGGAGCAUCAACAGCGGAGGGACUCUCCUGACGGUCACAGGUACCAACCUGGCCACCGUGCGUGAACCCCGCAUCCGGGCCAAGUAUGGCGGCAUCGAGAGGGAGAAUAGCUGCCUGGUGUACAACGACACCACCAUGGUGUGCCGUGCCCCAUCCGUGGACAACCCAACCCGCACACCCCCCGAACUGGGCGAGCGGCCCGACGAGCUGGGCUUCAUUAUGGACGAUGUGCGUGCCCUGCUGGUGCUCAACAGCUCGUCCUUUGUUUAUUAUCCGGACCCUGUGAUCGAGCCUCUCAGCCCUACUGGCCUCCUGGAGCUGAAGCCCAGCUCCCCUCUCAUUCUCAAGGGUCGGAACCUCCUUCCGCCUGCAUCCGGCAACUCGAGGCUCAACUAUACAGUGCUCAUUGGUUCUACACCUUGUGCCCUCACUGUAUCUGAGACGCAGCUGCUGUGCGAGUCGCCCAACCUCACCGGGCAGCACAAGGUCACGGUGCGGGCUGGGGGCUUCGAGUUCUCGCCUGGGAUGCUCCAGGUGUACUCCGACAGUCUGUUGACGCUGCCAGCCAUCGUGGGCAUCGGCGGCGGCGGGGGCCUCCUGCUGUUGGUCAUCGUGGCCGUGCUCAUUGCCUACAAACGCAAGUCCCGUGAUGCCGACCGAACCCUUAAGCGGCUGCAGCUGCAGAUGGACAACCUGGAGUCACGCGUGGCCCUGGAGUGCAAGGAAGCCUUUGCUGAACUGCAGACGGACAUCCAUGAGCUGACGAACGACCUGGAUGGUGCUGGCAUCCCGUUCCUCGACUACCGGACGUACGCCAUGCGGGUGCUCUUCCCUGGGAUCGAGGACCACCCCGUGCUCAAGGAGAUGGAGGGCCGGCUGCCCCUGCGGCGGUCUGAGCAGGCCCGUGUCCCCCGCCAGGUGCAGGCCAAUGUGGAGAAGUCGCUGACGUUGUUCGGGCAGCUGCUAACCAAGAAGCACUUCCUGCUGACCUUCAUUCGCACACUGGAGGCCCAGCGCAGCUUCUCCAUGCGGGACCGUGGCAACGUGGCCUCGCUCAUCAUGACGGCCCUCCAGGGUGAGAUGGAGUACGCCACAGGCGUGCUCAAACAGCUGCUAUCCGACCUCAUCGAGAAGAACCUGGAGAGCAAGAACCACCCCAAGCUGCUACUGAGAAGGACAGAGUCAGUGGCGGAGAAGAUGCUGACCAACUGGUUUACUUUCCUUCUGUACAAAUUCCUCAAGGAGUGUGCCGGGGAGCCACUCUUCAUGCUGUAUUGCGCCAUCAAGCAGCAGAUGGAGAAGGGUCCCAUCGACGCCAUCACGGGCGAAGCGCGCUACUCGCUGAGCGAGGACAAACUCAUCAGGCAGCAGAUUGACUACAAGACGCUGACCCUGAACUGUGUGAACCCCGAGAACGAGAAUGCCCCUGAGGUGCCGGUGAAGGGGCUGAACUGUGACACAGUGACACAGGUCAAGGAGAAGCUGCUGGAUGCUGUGUACAAGGGUGUCCCCUACUCACAGCGACCCAAGGCGGGGGACAUGGACCUGGAGUGGCGCCAGGGCCGCAUGGCCCGCAUAAUCCUGCAGGACGAGGACGUCACCACCAAGAUCGACAACGACUGGAAGAGACUGAACACACUGGCACACUACCAGGUGACAGAUGGGUCCUCCGUGGCGCUGGUCCCCAAGCAAACGUCGGCCUACAACAUCUCCAACUCCUCCACCUUCACCAAAUCCCUCAGCAGAUAUGAGAGCAUGCUGCGCACAGCCAGCAGCCCCGACAGCCUGCGCUCGCGCACACCCAUGAUCACGCCUGACCUGGAGAGUGGCACCAAGCUCUGGCACCUUGUGAAGAACCAUGACCACCUGGACCAACGAGAAGGCGAUCGGGGCAGCAAGAUGGUCUCGGAGAUCUACCUGACACGGCUGCUGGCCACCAAGGGCACUCUGCAGAAGUUCGUGGACGAUCUAUUUGAGACCAUCUUCAGCACGGCACAUCGGGGCUCGGCCCUGCCACUGGCCAUCAAGUACAUGUUUGACUUCUUGGAUGAACAGGCCGACCAGCACCAAAUCCAUGAUGCAGAUGUGCGCCACACCUGGAAGAGCAACUGCCUGCCCCUACGCUUCUGGGUGAACGUGAUCAAGAACCCCCAGUUUGUGUUUGACAUCCACAAGAGCAGCAUCACGGAUGCCUGCCUGUCGGUGGUGGCGCAGACCUUCAUGGACUCCUGCUCCACAUCUGAGCACAAGCUGGGCAAGGACUCACCCUCCAACAAGCUGCUCUAUGCCAAGGACAUCCCCAACUACAAGAGCUGGGUGGAGAGGUAUUAUGCUGACAUCGCCAAGAUGCCCGCCAUCAGCGACCAGGACAUGAGCGCCUACCUGGCUGAACAAUCGCGGCUUCACCUGAGUCAGUUUAACAGCAUGAGCGCCUUGCACGAGAUCUACUCCUACAUCACCAAGUACAAGGAUGAGAUCUUGACGGCCCUGGAGAAGGACGAACAGGCGCGACGGCAGCGGCUCCGGAGCAAGCUGGAGCAGGUGGUGGACACCAUGGCCCUGAGCAGCUGAGUCGGUGACAGACGGUGACUGCCCAGCAGAGACCAGUGAGGGCCCAGGGUGGGCUCUGUCGCCUGGAGCUGGCAGGUCCUGGGAGGCCGCUGUGCACUGGGGCCCCCCUUCUGCCCUGUGGGGGUCCCUGUUCUCAGGUGCCGCUGACAGGCUGCCAAGGCGCUGCUCUCCCUGCCCAGAGCCACACACAGUGGCCUAGGGGAGCCUGGGCUCACUGGGGCCUUUGAGAGAGAAUGGGGUGACUGCUGAGGGACUCGGCAGGAAGGCUGGAACCCUCGGGGACGAAGGGAAGCCGGUCUUUGUCCAAGAGGCCAGGAGGGCCAGGACCAAGGUGGGGCAAUGCCUGCAGGUGCCAGCUUCCUGUGCAGAGACCGAGGACCGGAGAGGAUCCUGCCAGCCACUGCAGGGGCUGCCCAGCAUGGCCCAGUUGGCUUCGUCGGGCCCCCCAACUCUGCACCGCCACCAUCCUCUCCAAUUCACCGCGUGCUCUCGCGGCCAGGGCCAGAGCUUGAGCGCACACCAUGGUGCCCUCACCCUAAGAGAGACCCCAGCUCCCUCCUGUGGAGGGGACGGGCUGCAGGACCACCGCUCACUGCCCUGUGUGACUUCCGGAAGGACUCUCAACCCCUCACCUUCUGUCCUCAGGACUGUGCCUCUGGGAGCCACUGGGGCCAUGGGCUCCUUCGUGAGCGCACGUCCCUGUUAUUUAUUCCCCUGCACCCCAGUCUGCUCCAGGGCAGCCCCGCUGAGCCCCGAGCGCUGGGAGCACCCCCCUGCCCUCCUCCUGCCUCCGCCACUGAGCCCCCUCCAUCCUGACCCCUCACCCCUUUCCAGUGACUUCUACUCAAGCAUCAGCCAUGUGCUGACCCAGGAGUGGUGGGACAUCUGGGGACUGAAUUUUUUAAGAGGGAUCAAGAAGUCCUGCUGUUCUGUGCACAUGGGCAGCCAGGGCUUAACACCCCCCUCCCAGAUUUCGCCCCCCUCCUUUCCUCACCCCAAUUCCCCAACCUCGCCUCUGGGGGCCUGGCUGGCUGGAAGGCGCAGCUGGGCACAGGGACCCAGAGUGGGAUGCUGUCUUUGGGGAGCAAGAGAAAACACAUUUUUAACAAAAAAAAAAUUUUACCCUGUACAUAUUAUGCAUAUAUAUAUAUCCAUAUAUAUAUGUGUGGCCUCAGUCUCCAGCCCCAGUGGGGUCCUGUAUAGUUAACUGGAGGAGAAGACGUUCGAAAAAAGAAAAACACAUUAGAAUCAGAGAA
Messenger RNA from Suncus etruscus (white-toothed pygmy shrew), 7198 nucleotides. It is a transcript of the gene PLXNA1, whose product is annotated as plexin A1. NCBI's taxonomy places the organism in Eukaryota, Metazoa, Chordata, Mammalia, Eulipotyphla, Soricidae. The transcript has 32 exons. Gene Ontology annotation, cellular component: semaphorin receptor complex. The record is from RefSeq and is a predicted model, not a curated record. Bases 192 to 5942 code for a protein of 1916 amino acids. Gene Ontology annotation, biological process: regulation of GTPase activity; positive regulation of axonogenesis; regulation of cell migration. Gene Ontology annotation, molecular function: semaphorin receptor activity; protein binding.